AUGUGCAAUUCGAGAAAGAAAGUUUCGUUCUCCGCUCAUAAUAAUAUCCUCACCAUUUUCCUGCUUACUGCUCCGUUCUUCCCUUCCCUCUGCUCCACCCCUCUAUUCCGCGUGUUGCUGUUUGCUUUUCGUCCCAUCCCAUGCUCUCUCCUGUCUCCCUUCCUGUUUCCCCCUACUCCUCCCCCUCCCCCCCCUCCCCCUUCUUUCCCUUCUCCCCCUCUCCCCCACCUUCCCGUCCCUCCUCCCCGCUGCCUUAUCCGCUUUUCCGUUUCCUCUGCGUUUGCUCAAGAUUCCAUUCCCUUUGUGGAGUUGACUUCUGAGAAUUCUCAGAAGUUUCCUCUGCGUUUGCUCAAGAUUCCAUCCCAUUGUGCUCCCCACACUCCCAACCUCCCCGCUCCCCCCUCUUUUUCCCCCCGUUUCCCUUUUCCAUCCCCCCGCCCCUCCCCCGUCCCCCCCUCUCCCCCCUCCCUCCCCUCCGUUACCCCCCGCCCUCCUUCAUUGUCAAAACCUAAACCCUGCUCCGCAGGGUCGCAGGUGCACCCCUCGGUGGCGGAGCAUCCGCCGCAUUCACCUGCGCCUGCUGGGUGCCCUUCCCCAGUGGCCUCUCGCAUUGCCCAAGUGCUCUGCUUCCUCCCUCUCCCCCCUCCCCUCCCCCCCCGUUUCUCCCCACCUCUCGCCCCUUCUCUCCCCCCCAUUUCCCCCCCAUAUUCUCUCAAUGGCAUGCCCUUCCCCAGCGGCCUCUCGCGCCCGCUCUACCUGCUGCUGCUGCCCAUAAAGCUCAUCGCCCAAGUGCUCUGCUUCCUCUGGGUGCUCUGCAUCGCCACGCCUCCCCCCGAUUUCUACCUUUCUCCAGCACUCUCGCUGCCCAUCAAGCUCAUCCUCCAAGUGCUCUGCUUCCUCUGGGUGCUCUGCAUCGCCACGCCUCCCCCCGACAUCUACCUUCUACAGCGUCGUUCGCCAUUGACUGGCAUGACUUGGGCUUCACACACGUUCCAAACCCCUCCUGACCCUUCUUUCCCCCCCUCCUCCCCUCCCCUGGCUGGGCCCCUUCCUUCCCCAUCCCUCUUCACAAACCCCCCGCCGCCAUCCCCACCCCACCAUCCCCACCACUCCCUCCCUGCUCCACCCUUCUCCACUCCCCUUCUCCCCCUCCCCCCAAACCCCGUCCCCUGGCCUUUUUUCCCUACUCCUUCUCGCCUCUCCCCUCCCCCUUUCCCCAUCCCUCAGAACCCCCCGACCAUCCGCACCUUCACAGUGAACCCACCCACCAUCCCCACCUUCACAGUGGUGCGCUUCGCUGGGCUAGUGCGGCGGGCCUCAUUCGUCAUCGACUGGCACAACUUCGGAUUCACUCUCUUUGGCCUACGUUUCGGCCCCGCACACCCCCUCGUGAAGAUCCACAAGUGGUACGAGACCACCAUAGCACGCCAAGCAGCGGCACACAUAUGUGUGACUCGAGCCAUGCAGCAGGAGCUGGCGAACAACUGGGAUAUACGAGCCACUGUUCUGUACGACCGCCCGCCUGCCUUCUUCCGACCCAGCACCUUAGAGGAGAUGAGAGAGGUGUGCAUGGGUUGGGAGAGGCCGGGGAUAGGUUGGGAGAGGUGUGCAUGGGUUGGGGGGGGUGCAGGAUGUGUUGGGAGGGACGUGGGUGGGCGUGGGCAGGGAGAGGUUCUGGGGCGCAUCGACCAAUCACUGCUCGACAGCUGUUUCUCCCCACCCGCACCCGGCUCCAUGCCCCUAACCCUCUUCUGCCUCCCCCUCAAUUCCGAACCACGCAGUGGACUCUCAGACCAGACCGCCCUGCCCUUGUUGUCAGCAGCUCUAGCUGGUGAGUGGCCGUUUCUGUCUCAUGUUGAUGUGCUGCUAGAGGCAGCUCUCAUGACUGCAGACGAGGAUUUUGACGUGUUGCUAGAAGGAGCGCUCAUGUAUGACAGGCGCGUGGCAGCAAUGGCAGGCGAGGGGGAGUUUGGAGGAGAGGGAGGAGGCGAGGGGGAACGAGGUGCUGCUGUUGGCGUUCCUCUGCUGGAUUCCAAAAAAGCCGAUGGGAUAUCAGCGUUGGCAGUGGCAGCAGAAGCAGCAACAGCAGCAGCAGCAGCAGGGGCAGCAGGAGUGGGAGGAGAUUCGUCUAGUGCAGGGUCAAGAAAAGAAGGGGAAGGAGAGGGCGAGCGGGGAGGGGCGGUGACGACAGGAGCAGCAGGAGUGGGAGCAAGUGGAGGGAGGUUGAAAUCUGGAGCCAAGUUUCCCACCCUGGCGUUUAUUGUCACGGGUGAGUUUGCUCGUCUAGGGGGAGGGGAGGGUUCUAGAAACGGAGCGGCAGGAGUGAGUGAGCGGGGAGGGGGGGGGAUGAUAGCAGCAGGAUCAGGAGUGGGAGCAAGUGGAGGGAGGUUGAAAUCUGGAUCCAAGUUUCCCACCCUGGUGUUUAUUGUCAUGGGCAAAGGAGCCCUCCGAUCGCACUACGAAGCAAAGAUGCGACGGCUCAGAUUGCGCCACGUGUCGUUCCGAACCGCAUGGCUUGCUCCGGAGGAUUACCCGAGGCUGCUAGGCUCGGCGGACCUGGGCGUGUCCCUCCAUACCUCGUCCUCAGGCUUGGAUCUGCCUAUGAAAGUGGUGGACAUGUUUGGGUGCGGCCUUCCCGUCUGCGCCAUCUCCUAUUCCUGCAUUCACGAGCUAGUAAAGGACGGCACCAACGGCCUUCUCUUCUCAGACUCCUCAGAGCUCGCCUCGCAACUUAUUGACAUCUUCUGCGGCUUUCCAGAAGGUUCUGCCGCUCUCAAGGCCCACUCCCCUGCCACUACCACCACCUAUUCCUCCACCUUGGCUUCCUCUUCCUCCUCGGGUGCCUUAUCCACACCUCCCAUGUCACCCACAUCUCCUUCAUCCACUCCCUCCUCCGUUACUCUGCUUCAGAAGCUAAGGUCAGGUGCACUUGCAACAGGGGCUGCUGGUAAAUGGGCCGAUGAAUGGGGCGUGAAUGUGCUUCCCUUGGUGGAGAGAUUAUCCGGGGGUGAUUUAAGAGGUGUAAUGAGGUGA
Molecule: messenger RNA, 3033 nt
Organism: Closterium sp. Naga37s-1
Lineage: Eukaryota; Viridiplantae; Streptophyta; Zygnematophyceae; Desmidiales; Closteriaceae
Source: the annotation of a GenBank genome assembly